Phyllotreta striolata is the source of this 1333-nucleotide messenger RNA. The record is from the annotation of a GenBank genome assembly. Lineage: Eukaryota; Metazoa; Arthropoda; Insecta; Coleoptera; Chrysomelidae.
ACAAUACAACCCUAACCUCAAUUUUAUAAUCUGCUAUAAUAUUGAAAAAUGGCAAACAAUUUAUGGAAUAUUUGUUUCAGAAACGUAAAUAAUCUUAAUUCACUGUACAUUUCUGUUAGACAUGGUCACCAUUUAAGAGGAAAACCUCCUGGAAUAGCCAAAUCGUUAGAAACAAAGUUGGCAGAAACAAACUAUAAAGAUCCGUCUAUUUAUUACAAAGUGGAUAUUGGUUUACCUCCUCCACAGAUCUCCCGAUCGAAAGCACUCGAAGAAAGAAUAGCAGUAAUGAAGAAACAACGAAAGGACCCUGUACUGGAAAAACUAGCUCGAGAUAGGAAAUUAACAAUAAAUUUAGAAGAAACUAACGAGGAAUGGUUGAAAACAAAUGGAGCGAGUGGAAUAAAACGGAUCGCAGAACAUUACGGAGUAUUCGAGCACUUGUACGGUGACGCGUAUUUUCAUUCGAGGGUCCCUUUAAAAGUCGAAUAUGAAAUCGAGGACGAAAAACUGCCCGUUCAUUUCGGAAAUAUCAUAAAACCCUCGGAAGCGACCAAUAAACCGAGCGUUUCAUACGAUUGCGAUGAAAAUACUUUGUGGACUUUAACUCUGGUGAAUCCAGAUGGACAUUUAACGGAUCAGAAUAGUGAAUACAUUCACUGGUUUGUUGGAAAUAUACCUGAAAAUAAUAUAAACAAAGGGGAAACUUUAGUAGAAUACUUGCAACCUUUUCCACCUAAAGGAACGGGGUAUCAUAGGAUGAUUUUCGUUUUGUACAAACAAGACAAAAAAUUGGAUUUUUCAUCGUUCAAACGUGAGGGUAAAUGUUUAAAUCUAACCGAUAGAACAUUCAGCACCUACGAUUUUUACAAGAACCUCCAAGACUCCAUAACACCAGCAGGUUUGGCCUUUUACCAAUCCGAUUGGGACAAAUCUCUCAAGCAAUUCUUCCACAAUACUCUAAACAUGAAGGAGCCAAUAUUCGAGUAUGACUUCCCACCGCCUUACAUCAAAAAGCAAGUGUGGUAUCCGCUAAGGGAACCUUUCAACAUCUACCUGGACAAAUACAGAGAUCCCAAAGAAAUCAACAAAGAAUUUUUACUGAGGAAGUUGAAGCACGUGCACCCGUUCGAAGGGUCCCCUGCGCCCCUGCCUUACCCCAACGCGCAAUACUUCGAUGGAUACAUGCCCACUUGGCUCAAACUGGAAAUCAGGAAGUCGAGGCUCAAAUGGGGCAGGAUCAACGAGAUCGAGUAACGUAUUGUAUUGUGAAUAAAUAAACGAAGAUUAUGCAAUCAAAAAUAAAAAAAAAACAACAUUUCAAUACGAAUACAAU